Messenger RNA from Polypterus senegalus (gray bichir), 3182 nucleotides. Its product is annotated as gastrula zinc finger protein XlCGF26.1-like. Gene Ontology annotation, molecular function: DNA-binding transcription factor activity; RNA polymerase II cis-regulatory region sequence-specific DNA binding. Bases 597 to 2402 code for a protein of 601 amino acids. The transcript has 5 exons. The record is from RefSeq and is a predicted model, not a curated record. NCBI's taxonomy places the organism in Eukaryota, Metazoa, Chordata, Cladistia, Polypteriformes, Polypteridae. Gene Ontology annotation, biological process: regulation of transcription by RNA polymerase II.
GUGACACGGCUCGCUCCAGCUGCUGACUUGACACACGUGUGCGGACUUCUUUCUGGCCUGGAAAAUGUAGUUGAGCGAAAUGUGAGGCAAAGUCGGACCUGCGAGUCCACUUUGGGAAUGUCCGUCAACCAGGAAAAAACGGGAUCGUGUUAGAAGGAGCCCGUCAACUGUGUACAGUGUGCUCCGAAAAGGACUGGGACAUCAAGGCCAAUGCAUUUCUUGGUGAUUUGCGCUGAAGACAUUUGUGCGUGAGAUCAAAACAUGAAGAUGAGAUGAGAGAUCCGAGUUUCGCUUUUAUCGCCUGUGGUAUUCACGUCUUGAUAUGCUAAACAACACAGAACAGGGCACAUUUCUAACCAGCCAGUUUUUCAGGUUCAGAAUGGCUUUCUUUUCUUCCAUAGACAGCUCUCUGGUCUUCAUGUUGGUCUGCCCUUCUUAACUACAAGUGCAGUCUUCGCAGAUAAAACCAAGCCUCCUCCUUAGUUUCCAUUUCCAUGCAGUGAGGUGUCUUAAUGGCCACCAGAUCAGGGCUGUCCAUAUGAGAAUGGAAUCGUAAAAGAGAAGAGCAGACACCGAGAAGAGUUUGACACGGAGCAAUGGCCUCAACCAAAGAUGAUGAUAUCGUGGAUCAGAGGCUAGCCCACAUGAAAGAAGAGGACUGUGAGUGGGGAGCACCAGCAGAUUUGUGUGUGAAGCUGGAGCACUGUGAAGAAAUAAUUUCAGCUUGUAAAGUGGAGGAGUCAAAGGGUGGAAUUGUGAAGAUUAAAGAUGAGGAAUGCGAUGAUUUCUCAGAAAAGCGUGAAACUGGGAGAAUGUUCAAGCAAGAUAUUUCUGAAGAAUCUCACUCCAGUUUACAGCCCUGGUUCGCUGAUACCCAGCAGAAUUCUGUGGACCUGAAACCUGAUGUAUCUGAUUUUGAGGGGAAAAUCAAUGAAGGAAAUGGGAGGGAAAAAGAAGAGAAGCCAUUUAGGAGUGUUUUAAUAAAUUUGCAUAAGACUGCCAGCUUCCCCACGUCUUCAUUUUCUCAGAUUUCUCCUCAUUGCAGACUGCAACACAGACAAGUCAAGGAAGAGAUGAAAAACUCAGUAACUGGAUCAAAGAAUUCCACAGCAGCCUAUUUCCAGUGUAAUUCUUUAACUGUUACCCAGCAAUCACAGACAGAAGCCAUCACCACUCAGCAACAAGAAGUAUGUAAAAUAGAUCAGAAGGCUUUUAAUGCCAGCCCAGAGUGUGGAAAAACUUUCAAACACAUAUCCGACCUUAAGGAUGAUGUUUCAGUUGAUGCUCAACAGAAGCCAUUUUCCUGUUCUGAAUGUGGCAAACUAUUUUCACGUAGAUACUGUCUACAUAAACAUGAACAAAUUCACACUGGUGAAAAACUCCAUUUCUGUUUAGAAUGUGGCAAACGAUUUUCACAAAUAAGCAGCCUUCAGAGCCACACUCGAAUCCACACUGGAGAAAAACCGUAUAGCUGUUCUGAGUGUGGGAAACAGUUCUACCAUAGGAGAAGUCUUCAGAAACACAUGAGUGUUCACACUGGAGAGAAACCUCAUUGCUGUACUGAAUGUGGUAAACGAUUCUUACAAAUAAGUAAUCUUCAGAGUCACAUAAGAGUCCACACUGGGGAAAAACCAUAUUGCUGUUCUGAAUGUGGCAAACGAUUCUCUCGUAAUGGCAGUCUUCGGCAGCACACACGGAUUCAUACUGGAGAGAAGCCAUAUUCUUGCUCUGAAUGUGGCAAGAGGUUUUCUCAUAGCAGGAAUGUUCAGGAACAUGCAAAAAUUCACACUGGACAGAAGCCUCAUUGCUGUCCUCAUUGUGGUAAAAGAUUUGUACAAAUAAAAUAUCUAAAACGCCACUUGAUUAUUCAUGCGGCAGAGAAACCGUACUGUUGUUUGGAAUGUGGCAAAAGGUUUUUCCACCGAAGCAGCCUUCAGGACCAUGCAAAAAAUCACACUGGAGAAAAGCCUCAUGCCUGUUCUGAGUGUGGGAAGAGAUUCUUACAAGUACGGUAUCUGAAACGCCACUUCAGAAUUCAUACUGGAGAGAAAACAUAUUGUUGUAGUGAAUGCAGCAAACAGUUCUUUGAUGCGAGCCAACUUCAGAGACACAUGCGAAUUCACACUGGAGAGAAACCUCAUUGUUGCUUGGAAUGUGGCAAGCGAUUCUCGCAAAAAGGUUCUCUUCACAAGCACACAAGAGUCCAUACAAGAGAGAAACCUCACUGCUGUUCUGAAUGUGGGAAGAGAUUCACUGACACAUACAGUCUGCAAUGCCACAUCAGAAUUCAUACAGGAGAGAAACCAUAUUGUUGUCCUGAAUGUGGGGAAAGGUUUUCACGCAGAAGUGCCCUUCGUAAUCAUGUAAGAAUCCAUAUCGACAAGAAACCUCAUAGUUGUUAGGAAUGUAGCCAGUGCUUCUGCGGUGUCUUCAGAAAUACACAAGCAUGCACACUGUAGAAAUGCCAAGGUAUUCAAUCUGAGAAUGUGCCAGGUGUGAAGUGAAAGCAAUGAAUUUGGGACAGUGGUGCUGGGAGUAACAGGACUCAUCCAGACAAACGUCUAGGCCCACCUUGACCCACCACAAAUUAUCACGGAUCUCUAUGAACUGCUGAAGAAGGCUUUAGUAUGAACAAUCUAGAUACUGCAGGUUUAAGGGAAUAACAAUGACUGCCAUAGAACACAAAUGUCAGGACUGAAGAGUGGUGUCUACUUCUGUCUAACCCAUUUGAACAAUUUAACCUCCAGAAAAGUCUUAUUGUUAUUGUCAAUGGUGUCCUCACUGUCACAAUGGAAUUACCAAUAUCAUACAGUGUGAGGUACCAGAUUCUAUUUAAUAAUAAUAAUAAAAAUAAUAUAUAAUAAUAAUAAUAAUAAUUCGCCCUUAAAGUAACACUCCACAUAAUAGUAUUUUUUAUAUGUAUUACUUACCCCAUGUUGUUUACUAUGACGGCCAAGAAAAAAAAACCUCCUGUUUAUCAUAAGGAAUGGAGAUGAGAAAAUUUUAAUACAAGUCCAUGGUGACCAAGGCUGUACAAUUGUAAAUGAUGUAUAUAUAUAUAAAAAAAAAAGAAAUAGAAAAUUCUGCAUUGCUCGUGUUGUAUAAGCCACAUAUCAGUUGUCCAGUUGUGUACUCCAAAUGUACAAAAUGUAUGCAUUAUUGCUGUGCACCCCUCACCCCCC